Messenger RNA from Pangasianodon hypophthalmus (striped catfish), 1236 nucleotides. It is a transcript of the gene rgs16, whose product is annotated as regulator of G protein signaling 16. The record is from RefSeq and is a predicted model, not a curated record. Lineage: Eukaryota; Metazoa; Chordata; Actinopteri; Siluriformes; Pangasiidae. The transcript is spliced from 5 exons. The coding region runs from base 45 to 632 and encodes 195 amino acids.
CCCACUACAUUUAUCUGGAUAUUUCUAACCUCCUUGGACACACAAUGUGCAGAGGACUAGCAGCACUCCCUAAUAACUGCCUGGAAAGAAUUAUAUGUGUACUCGGCAGGGCUAAAGGGUUAAAAGCACGCAUGAGCAGCUUUCUGCAGAAGCAAGACUGGAAGCUUCUGUGCUAUGCUUACAAACUGAGAAAACCAAGACUGAACUUGGAGGAAUGCUUGACGUGGAAGGAGUCUUUUGAAAAUCUGCUAUCUAGCAAACAUGGACUAUAUGCCUUUAGAGCUUUUCUGGUGUCUGAAUUUAGCGAGGAGAACAUCGCCUUCUAUCUGGCCUGCAAGGAUUAUAAAAACACAAAGUCUGAAGCCAAACUCCAGGCCAAAGCUCAGAGGAUUUAUAACGAGUUUAUUGGAAGUGAAGCUCCAAGAGAGGUCAACAUUGACCACGAAACUCGAGACAUUACCCAAGCCAACAUCAAGCUCCCUACAGCAACCUGCUUCGAUCAAGCUCAGCACCGAAUCUACAUCCUCAUGGAAAAGGACUGCUACCCACGAUUCCUCCGCUCCAGUGCUUACCGUGACCUGGUGAGCCAGCUAACCAAAAAGAACACCAAAGCUGCGACCAAGAAAGCCUGAGCAGCUUUUCCCCAAAUGUUAAAAUGAAGCUAAAGGGAUGAGAGAAGAAGUGCUGAACCUCUGAUGGACGGGAUCCCAGACUUUUUGAGAUGGCCCCCGUGCUGAUCCUGAUGUAGGAGAGCAGGCCUGUAAAUGAGGAAGAAGAGGAAGAUGGCAGCUUCAGAUCAUAAACUGUAGCAGCCUAGAGUGGGAGAAGACUUCCACAUUGUGUUUCUUUCAUGGGAUGAAAGAGAAAAUCAUGGAAAGGACUUGUGUAGCACCUCCGCCAUAACCACACCAACAUGCUGGGAGCAACCAUCCACAAUUUGGAUAUGCAAAAGCUCUUUAAAUUACAAUAAAUACUUUUUUUGACACUUACAUUCUGAUAAGGAGGCUAAUUAAAUGACAAUUAUUUAUUUCUAUAUUUAUUGAUAUAUUUAUUUACUUACUUUUAAUCUAAUAUACUGUAUUUCUUGAAAAUAGUGUCUUUUUUGAGAAUGUGUGCAAUAUUUUCUUGAAUGACUGUACUCUCUGAAGUGAAUAUAUAAAUAAAUAAAUACAGAUGAAACUCCCAUAUUGUCCUGAUUAUAUGCACUUCACUUUUCUUUGACUUAGCACACAUAUU